This is a messenger RNA of Oryctolagus cuniculus (rabbit), 5511 nucleotides long. The record is from RefSeq and is a predicted model, not a curated record. NCBI's taxonomy places the organism in Eukaryota, Metazoa, Chordata, Mammalia, Lagomorpha, Leporidae.
GCAGAGGAAGGAGCAGGGAGACAAGACUGGAUUGGAGCAGCACUCAGAAGCGGCUCCCAUCCCCCUGCCGGCUGCCCUCCCUCCAGGCGACUCCUCUGGCCAGCCCAGCAGGCAGACACAGCCCCAGGAGCCUCUGAGGCAGCUUCACACCGUUCAGACAAUUCUUUUGGCACAAUGUCUCAUUCCAAGGAGUCAGACGAACUUGUUUUCUUUGUGAAUGGGAGAAAGAUCGUGGAGAGGAGUUCUGACCCUGAAGAAAACUUACUGUUCUAUCUGAGAAAGAAACUCCGACUCACAGGGACCAAGUAUGGCUGUGGAGGAGGGUCCUGUGGUGCCUGCACAGUGAUGAUCUCAAGAUAUGACCCCAUCUCUAAGAAGAUACGUCACUUCUCUGUCACCGCCUGCCUGGUGCCCAUCUGCUCUCUCUAUGGGGCCGCUGUCACCACCGUAGAAGGCAUAGGAAGCACCAAAACCAGGAUUCACCCUGUUCAGGAAAGGAUUGCUAAAGGCCACGGUACCCAGUGUGGGUUCUGCACCCCAGGAAUGGUGAUGAGCAUCUAUACUCUCCUGAGGAACCACCCGGAGCCCUCUACAGAACAGUUAAUGGAAACCUUGGGUGGUAAUCUAUGCCGCUGUACUGGAUACAGACCCAUUGUGGAGAGCGGGAGAAGUUUUAGUCCUAGUUCCUCUUGCUGCCAAAUGAAUGGGGGAAAGAAAUGUUGCUUGGAUCAAGAAGAAAGCAAGGCUGAGAGCAAAGCUAAUAGAAUGGCAGAAGAUCCCCAAAAGAAAGUUCUGACUUUCCACGGGGAGAAGACUACCUGGAUUUCCCCAGGAACCCUGGCAGGCCUCCUGGAGCUGAAGAUGGAGCACCCCGAUGCACCUCUGGUGAUGGGGAACACUUCUCUAGGGCCUGAUAUGAAGUUCAAAGGAGUUUCCCCUCCCAUUAUUAUCUCUCCUGCAAGGAUAUUGGAAUUAUUUAUUGUGACUAACACAGAAGAAGGGCUGACCCUGGGUGCUGGCCUCAGGCUGGCCCAGGUGAGGGACGUCCUGGCUGAUGCGGUCUCUGAGCUCCCGGAGGAGAAGACGCAGACGUAUCGCGCUCUCUUGAAGCACAUGAGGACCCUGGCGGGACAGCAGAUCAGGAACAUGGCAUCCUUAGGUGGUCAUAUAAUUAGCAGGCUGCCGACUUCUGAUCUCAACCCCAUUUUGGGAGUAGGCAAUUGCAUCCUCAAUGUUGCUUCAAAAGAAGGAAUGCAGCAAAUUCCUUUGAAUGAUCAUUUUCUUGCUGGAGCAACAAAUGCAAGCCUUAAGCCAGAACAAGUCCUAGUUUCUGUGUUCAUUCCUAUCUCUAGAAAGUGGGAGUUUGUGUCAGCUUUCAGACAGGCCCCCCGCCAGCAAAAUGCCCUUGCAAUCGUGAAUGCUGGGAUGAGAGUCCUUCUCAAAGAUGGCACACACACCAUUGCGGACUUGAACAUCUUAUACGGAGGAGUGGGUCCUACUACUGUCAGUGCCAGGGAAUCCUGCCAGCGGCUCCUUGGAAGAUGCUGGGAUGAAGACAUGUUGAAUGAAGCUUGCAGGCUGGUCCUGGAUGAGAUCCCACUUCCGGCGUCCGCCCCUGGAGGGAGGGUGGACUACCGCCGAGCUCUCCUGAUCAGCUUCCUCUUCAAAUUCUACAUCGACGUGUGGCGGCAGUUACAGAUGAGGGAACCAAGUGGCUACCCUGACAUUCCCAAGAAACUCUUAAGUGCCCUGGAAGACUUUCCAUUGACCAUUCCUUGGGGGAUACAGUCAUUCGAGCGUAUGGAUCCCCAGCAGCCCUCCCAAGACCCAGUGGGACGCCCCAUCAUGCAUCAGUCAGGCAUUAAACACGCCACAGGGGAGGCUGUAUUCUGUGAUGACAUGCCUGCCUUGGCAGACGAACUCUUCCUGGCUGUGGUGACCAGCACCAGGCCGCAUGCCAAAAUCAUUUCCAUUGAUGCCUCUGAGGCCCUGGCACUGCCUGGUGUCAUCGAUGUGAUAACGGCGCAGGAUGUUCCUGGUGAAAAUGGCAGUGAGGAAGAAAGAUUGUAUGCACAGGAUGAGGUGAUUUGUGUGGGUCAGAUUGUCUGUGCUGUGGCUGCUGACUCGUACGCCCAUGCCAAGCAAGCCACGAGAAAGGUGAAGAUUGUGUACAAAGAUGUGGAACCUGUGAUUGUGAGCAUUCAGGAUGCAAUAAAACACAAAUCAUUCAUUGGUCCUGAAAAGAAACUAGAACAAGGAGAUGUUGAGAAGGCAUUUCAAGCUGUUGAUCAAAUCAUUGAAGGGGAAGUACACUUUGGAGGACAGGAGCAUUUCUACCUGGAGACGCAAAGUGUGCGCGUGGUGCCAAAGGCGGAGGAUGCAGAGAUGGACGUCUACGUGUCAAGCCAGGAUGCAGCCUUUACACAGGAAAUGGUGGCUUGUGCCUUGGGCAUUCCAAAGAACAGGAUCAACUGCCACGUGAGAAGGGUCGGCGGGGCUUUCGGAGGGAAAUCGAGCAAGCCUGGGCUCCUGGCAGCAGUGGCAGCUGUGGCGGCAAACAAGACUGGCUGCCCAGUGCGUUUUGUUCUCGAGCGUGGGGACGACAUGUUGAUCACUGGAGGACGCCACCCAUUACUGGGGAAAUACAAGAUUGGCUUCAUGAACAACGGGAAAAUCGAGGCAGCAGACAUUGAAUAUCAUAUCAACGGAGGCUGCACACCAGAUGACUCUGAACUGGUAAUAGAAUAUGCUUUGCUCAAACUGGAAAAUGCUUAUAAGAUCCCCAACCUGCGUGUCCAAGGCCGAGCCUGCAAGACCAACUUGCCGUCCAAUACGGCCUUCCGGGGGUUCGGGUUUCCCCAGGGAGCCUUUGUAACAGAGACCUGGAUGUCAGCUGUGGCAGCCAAAUGCCAUCUGCCGCCAGAAAAGGUUAGAGAGUUGAACAUGUACAGGACAGUUGAUAGGACAAUCCACAAGCAAGAAUUCAAUCCAGAGAAUCUGAUAAGAUGCUGGGAGAAAUGUAUGGAAAAUUCUUCAUACUGCAGCAGGAGAAAAGCUAUAGAGGAAUUUAACGAGCAGAACUAUUGGAAGAAGCGAGGAAUAGCCAUUAUCCCCAUGAAAUUCUCCGUUGGAUUUCCAAAGACUUUUUAUUAUCAGGCUGCUGCUCUGGUCCACAUCUACACAGAUGGAUCUGUGUUGGUUGCUCAUGGUGGAGUUGAAUUGGGUCAAGGUAUUAACACCAAAAUGAUACAGGUGGCCAGCCGUGAGCUAAAGGUACCAAUGUCCUACAUACACAUCGGCGAGAUGAAUACCGUGACAGUGCCCAACACAAUUACCACCGCAGCCUCCGCUGGUGCAGAUGUCAAUGGAAAAGCUGUACAGAGUGCCUGCCAGACUCUCCGGAAACGCCUGCAGCCCAUCAUCAGCCAGACUCCUAAUGGCACCUGGGAGCAGUGGGUUAAUGAAGCUUUUGCUCAAAGCAUUAGUCUCUCCGCCACCGGAUAUUUUAGAGGUUACGAGGCUCGCAUGGACUGGGAGAAGGGAGAAGGUGACAUAUUUCCUUACUUUGUUUUUGGAGCUGCUUGUUCUGAGGUUGAAAUAGACUGUCUGACGGGUGCCCAUAAGAACAUCAGAACUGAUAUCGUCAUAGAUGCUUCUUUCAGUAUAAAUCCUGCUGUGGACAUAGGACAGAUUGAAGGGGCCUUUACUCAAGGUGUUGGACUUUACACCCUGGAGGAACUAAAAUACUCUCCCGAGGGAGUCCUACACACCCGUGGUCCAGAGCAGUACCAAAUCCCUUCGGUUACUGAUAUCCCAGAGGAGCUGCAUGUGUCCCUGCUGACAACAACACAAAACCCAAAAGCAAUCUACUCCUCCAAGGGCCUAGGUGAAUCCGGAAUGUUUCUGGGGUCUUCCGUAUUCUUCGCCAUCACUGACGCUGUAGCCGCAGCUCGCAGCGAGAGGGGCCUGCCCCCUGCCUUGGCGAUGAACAGCCCUGCCACUCCAGAGCUCAUCCGGAUGGCCUGUGUGGAUCAGUUCACGGACCUGAUUCCACAAACUGAUUCUAAAUGCUCUGAGCUGUGGUCCAUCCCCAUUGCCUGAAGUUUGGUGUUCAAGAAGAAAAGUUGAUUUUCUGAUGGAUUUAAGGACUCCACAGAUCACUAGUAUAAACUUCUAUAUCUAAAAUAUAUAGAAAAUUAGGGACAAUUCUUUAAUUUUCAUUUUUACAAAAUAUCUUGAAAUCUCAAUUAUAUGUAUAGGAAAUUACAUUUCUGGAGUCUCAACAAAAUAUGUUUAUCUCAAUGUAGUCAUUACAGAAUCUUUCAAUAAUAUAUAGUACCUCCCUGCUGAUCAUGUAAGGAAAAUGAAGGCCUCGACCAUAACAUUCCUAUUCUGAGAAAAAAAAAAUGAGAGACCAGAAAAGAUUUUUUUGAUUGUUUGCUAGUAGUUUGUGAAGCUUCUUAUUUAAGACACUUUGUCUAAAAAUUACUUUCAUUCAGCUUUUAUCAUUAGUCUGUAUCACACAGCAGGGUAUAACAACAGAUGACAGUCCCUGCUGACUAGGAAGCAAAUAUUCACUUGCUUUGUUAAUCUACAGAUUUGUUGACAGUUCAUUGACUUUCAAAAUCUUCCACUUAUCAAGGAGCCAUCAAUGGUCUCAACAAAUUAUCACUUCCUAUAUCACCUCCUAAGAUGAUUUAUAGGAGGGGAAUUUAAGGAAACUGGAAAUAAUUCCAUGAAACUAUUGGCAUAUUUGCCAGCAUGACAUCAACAAGGAAAGAUUUAGCCUAAUUCUGUUCAUUGAAUUUUCCCUUCUAUGUCUGUGCUCAACAUGAAAAUUGGUUAUAUUUUAUUGCUCAAAAUAAAGUUGUGGUGGUCAGCACUGUGGCAUAGUAGGUAAAGCCACUGCCUGCAGUGCCAGCAUCCCAUAUGGCCGCUGGUUCCAGUCCUGGCUUCUCCACUUCCUAUCUGGCUCUCUGCUGUGGCCUGGGAAAACAAUAGAAGAUGGCCCAAGUCCUUGGGCCCCUGCACCCAUGUGAGAGACCUGGCUUCAGAUUGCCACAGCUUUGACCAUUGCAGCCAUCUGGGGAGUAAACCAGUGGAUGGAAGACUUCUCUCUCUCUCUCUCUCUCUCUCUCUCUCUCUCUCUCUGCCUCUGUCUCUCUGUAACUCUGCCUUUCAAAUAAAUAAAUAAAUCUGUAGAAAAUAAAUAAAUAAAAAAUAAACCUGUGUUAAGAUGAGAAUGGCCAAAUCACUUCUGUUAAUCUACCUCUAGGGUAGUUUCAAUUGGUAUAAACAUUCAAUAUUUUUCAUAUCUAAAGCAUAUUGGAACAUUGUCUAGUCUGGAGUCCUCUAACAUAUGUUUCAAUCAUGAACAGCACACACUAGCAGAUUUCUUUUUGUCCAGUUUUUAUAUAUACAGAUUGCUUUAGUGCUUGUGAUUUCCAACAGGCUGAACUUGCCCAUGGUGCCACCACAAGUCCACCUGACUCAAUAAAUCUUUGGGUUCCA